AUGGCCUGGACUUGGCUGCUGCUUCUCCUGGCCCUCGAGUGUCCAGCGCUGCCCACAGAGGUAACCACUCAUCUGAGGCUGGCACAACAAGGUGUGGGUGGCACACCCUUCCCCUCCCUGGCCCCGCCAAUCACACUGCUGGUAGAUGGGAAGCAGCAGACACUGGUGGUCUGCCUGGUCCUUGAUGCUGCGCCCCCUGGCCUUGAAAGCCCCAUCUGGUUCUCAGCUGGCAAUGGCAGCACACUGGACGCCUUCACCUAUGGCCCUUCCCCAGCCGAAGAUGGCACCUGGACCAGCUUGGCCCAGCUCUCCCUGCCCUCUGAGGAGCUGGCAGCCUGGGAGACCUUGGUCUGCCACACCGGGCCUGGGGCUGGGGACCACAGCCGGAGCACACAGCCCCUACAGCUGUCAGGAGAGGCUUCUUCAGCCAGGAUCUGCCUCCAGGAGCCUCUUAGGGGGACGGCGGGCCAGGCGCUGAGGCUGGUGGCGCUGCGGCUGCUGCUCUUCAAGCUGCUGCUCUUUGACGUGCUCCUGACCUGCAGCCGCCUCCGCGCCCUGCCCGCCAAGCGGGGGGACCCGGCCCGGGUGCCUGGCUCGCGGGACCCCGGGCUCCCCGCGCCCCCCACGGCCACGCGGGCGGAGCAUCUUCUCCUCCCGCAGCCUCCGCCCGCAGGAGAGCCCUCAGGCCCCACCGACUGGCUUCGCCGCAAUGAUGGAGGGACCAUAGGCCGAGGGCUCAGCCCGUCCCCCGCGCCGGCGCUGCAGCCCCGGGACGGCCGCGGGGCUCACACCCGCCGUCCGGGUCCGGAUCCCAGAAGCCCAGUCUGGGAGGAGGGGAUGCUCUCUACAGACCGAGCGUGGGCCUGA
Molecule: messenger RNA, 867 nt
Organism: Diceros bicornis minor
Lineage: Eukaryota; Metazoa; Chordata; Mammalia; Perissodactyla; Rhinocerotidae
Gene: PTCRA
Product: pre T cell antigen receptor alpha
Exons: 5
Coding region: 1-867 (288 amino acids)
Biological process (GO): negative regulation of thymocyte apoptotic process
Source: RefSeq, a predicted model, not a curated record